Molecule: messenger RNA, 2616 nt
Organism: Serendipita indica DSM 11827
Lineage: Eukaryota; Fungi; Basidiomycota; Agaricomycetes; Sebacinales; Serendipitaceae
Source: the annotation of a GenBank genome assembly
AUGGAGACAUCGACAAUAGUCCAGCCACCGUUCCCACCCCGCUUUGACUCUAUGGACGCGACGAGCCUCCGUCCAGUUGCCGCCACUCCUCCAGAUCCAGAUUCUAUUCCUAUUGCUCCUCCAAAGGGAAGUCCACGACCUCCUACUGGUCAACUAUUGCCAGACGUCGCUGCAGCAGAGGACCCGUCGUCACCAAACAAGUUGCAGACUCCGCCCCCUUCCACCCCUUCCCCGCCCACUCUGACUCAUGGAGAGACUAUAAACUCAGAGGUUGCACUCGAUACUCCACAAAACAUGCAUCCAGAGGCUAGUAUAGCAGCAUUUGGACGACCAGACACGCCAAUCGAACCAUCGCCACUCCCUCCCGCGAUUAGCCAAGUUCAAGAAGCUGCGCCGGUGGAAUCAAAACCUAUGAUUCCCAUACCCGCUCCAGGGCCUGCGUUUGGUUCUCCUUCGACCUUUGAGCAAGAGCAAGCACCCAUCAGUGCCCCUCAGCCUGCACCGGCCAUCGAGGAUAAGCACGAACCAGCUCCAGCACCCAUCCCAGCCCCCCAGACGGCUCCAGUUGCUCAAGACCCAACGCUGGUGGCAGCUCCAAUCUCAGCCACUCCGCCUCCGCAGUCUCUGCAGCAACAACCAAUGGAUCUCGCCUCUCCGCCUAACCCCAUCUUCCACCAAACCGAGCCAUACAAAUCGGAAACGGAUGGAGAUGUUGUGAUGGGUGAGUCGCAUCACUUUGGUCAGGAUGCGACGAUGCUCGGCAACGGUGACUUUGGUCAUGAGCUCUAUCCAGACCUCGAUGCGCACACUGGAUUCGACGACGUAGCGAACCAGUACUCUAGCCUUCCAUUGGAUCAUGAUGAUCACAUUGAUGGCCCUCCCAUGAAGAGACAAAAACUCGAUUCUCCUGCUCCUGGUAACUUGUCAGAGGACAUGACGAGCGCAGGUCUCCAGCUCGAAUCUCCUGUAGCCCCCGUCGCGCCUUGGGCAAGGCCAAUGACCCAGCCGCAGAACAAGUUUGCUCUCUCCAUUGUUCGUACACUCCGCAAAUCCAAGGACGCGAUACCUUUUCUUGUUCCCGUCGACCCGGUCGCACUCAACAUCCCUCAUUACCCCCAAAUCAUCACCAACCCAAUGGACCUUUCGACCGUGGAGAAAAAGCUUGGUGGUGCAAAAAUGGAUACGGCUCAGUACGCUCGAUACGCCAACGUCGAUGAAUUUGUGGCGGACAUUAAGCUCAUCAUUGAAAACUGCGCCAAGUUCAAUGGACCGGAACACCCAGUGACGCAAAUGGCCCUCCGUAUGGAAGAGCAAUUCGACAAAUUGAUGAAGAACAUGCCCACGGCCGACGAGGUCAAACCGCCCGCAAAACCAAUCGCCCGUAAGCCGGCGCCUGCUCGACGACCCUCGACUGCCGGAGGUGGGUUCCCUCGACGGGACGACUCUUACGUGAUUGCGCGCCCGAAGCGCGAGGUUCCUCCCCCUCGGGAGCAAUACCCUGUGGCACCCAACCGUCCCGUUGUCAAAAAGCGGUUCCCAAAGCGCGACGAUGGUACACUGGAGCAGCUUCGGUUCUGCACUAAGCUUAUUAACGAUCUCUAUCGUCCCAAGUAUUCGUCUUUCGCCUAUCCGUUCUAUGAACCCGUGGACUAUAUCAAGCUAGAGAUCCCCCAUUAUCCAAAGGUGAUCAAGAAACCGAUGGAUAUGGCCACAAUGUCCUCCAAGCUCAGUAACCACGAGUAUCCCAAUGCAACCGCGUUUUACAACGACUUCAAGCUAAUGAUCAAGAACUGCUUUGCCUUCAACCCUGCUGGCACACCUGUUCACCAAGCUGGUGUCGAGUUGAACGCGGUCUUUGAUGAAAAGUGGCAAGGACUUCCAAACCCGUACGGGGAUAGUGAUGAUGGUGCCGAAGAGGACGAGAGCGACGCAGAACGGAGCAAUGCGGUCAUGAUGAUGGAAGCACAGAUUCAAUCUCUCCAUAGUGCGCUCGAACAAUUGAAAAAGCCAAAGAAGGAAAAGAAGCCAAAGAACAUGGGAAUGCCGUCGAUGCCCAAACCGCCAAAGGCUCCGAGCAACAAGCCCCCUGGAGCGGGCGGAUUCAAGAAGAAGAAAAAGCCAACCGAGGACGAAGAUACGUUAUCGUUUGAGCAGAAGAAACAACUCAGCGAGACAAUCCAGACGUUGGAUGGGAAUCGUCUAGAAAAGGUGCUUGAGAUUAUCGACGAGGUCUACCCCGAGAUUCGUGAGACCUCGGAGGAGAUUGAGCUCGAUAUCGACUCGUUACCCUCUCAUGUGCUCAACCGACUCUACAACUUUGUCAUCCGUCCCAAUAAACCGCGCGUCGGACGACCUCCUAAUGGCUCCUCUUCCUCGAAGGCUCUCGGUGUGGUCGGACAGGUUGCUGGCACGAAGCGGAAGAGUAUGAACGAGGAAGAAGAGUCGGAGAAGAUUCGCCAGCUUGAGGCGACGCUCCAACGACUCAAAAAUGGACAGGCGACCGCGGAAGAUGUGAUGACGGCCAGCCAGAUGAAUGGAAUGACCACUGGUGGCGGAGGAGACGAGAGUGGGAGUGAGAGUGACUCUUCUGAUUCGAGUGGCAGCGACUCGGAGUGA